Molecule: messenger RNA, 7552 nt
Organism: Sinocyclocheilus anshuiensis
Lineage: Eukaryota; Metazoa; Chordata; Actinopteri; Cypriniformes; Cyprinidae
Product: eIF-2-alpha kinase activator GCN1-like
Exons: 54
Coding region: 52-7029 (2325 amino acids)
Biological process (GO): cellular response to amino acid starvation; regulation of translation
Cellular component (GO): cytosol
Molecular function (GO): protein kinase regulator activity
Source: RefSeq, a predicted model, not a curated record
AAUGACUCCGGAAGUGACGACUUAUAUCCUUUCCAGAUCGAGGUCGGCAAGAUGGCGGCGGACACGCAGGGGCAGGUUUCAGACACACUGAAGAGAUUCGCUGUGAAAGUCACGUCGUCCAGCGUUAAAGAGCGCAAAGAAAUUCUUCAAGAACUGAAGGACUGUGUGAGAGGAAAGGAUCUUCCUGAGCCAGCCAUUAAAGGACUGUGCAAGCUCUUCUAUCUCACUCUGCACAGAUACAGGGAUGCUGCGUCUCGGCGAGCUUUGCUCUCGGUCAUCGAGGUGCUCGUCCAAUCGCAGCCUGAUGCCAUUGCGACCAACCUCCCUCCCGGUCUGCUGAGCUGCGGGGUGGUCAGCAGGGGCGUGAUGCCCGGGAAGAGCACGGCUUCAGGAGCCUGCUGCGCCCUGCCCUGGACCUGCUUGAUCGUUCAGACCGUCUUCCCCUCCGCAGACAGGAGAGAAGGUGAAAAAUGGAAGAAACUGGUUGAGGUUCAGAGUUUGCUGCUGGCGGAGGUGGUGGGCGGAGCCUCAGGGAAUGCUCUCAAGUCAAUCAGCAAAUGCUUUAACAAGCUGUGGAAGGAGAACCCGGGUCUGGUGGAUCAGUACAUGAGCACUCUGCUGAGUUUGGAUCAGAGCUGUGUGUCUGUGCCGCUGCUGGGCUUGUGUGUGGAUUUCUGCACAGCGCACAAAGACAUCACCACUAUCAACAAACACAAGGCGGCUCUCUUGGACCUGUACGUGAAGACGGUUCUCAUGAGUAAGACCAGACCGCAUCAGCACAUCCUGGAUAAGAGCGGCUCGAUGCUUCGCCACAUGUCUCACACAGAGUUUAAGGAGCAGCUGCUGCCCUCGUUACAGAAAGCUCUGCUGCGCAGCCCAGAGAACUCCAUGCCGACGAUCUCCUGCAUGCUGGCAUCUCUCACUCUUGAUCUGAGUCCGUACGCGCUGGACAUCGGGAAGGGCAUCUCCAGUCAGCUGAAGGCCAAUAACCCAGAGCUCAUGGAGCAGGCGGUGACGGCCCUCCAGAAUCUGGCCCAGCAGUGCAGCGACCCCAGCGCCGUCCAGGACCUCGUCAAACACCUCUUCGGCAUCCUCGGAGGCUCAGAGGGGAAGCUCACUGUUGUGGCCCAGAAGAUGAGCGUUCUGUCAGUCCAUGAGGGGACGCUGGUGCAUGCGGUGUGUGUUUUAUCUCAGUGGACGAGCCGUUUGACGGUGGACGUGACCUCAGAGUUGAGAGAAUGGUUUAAAAAAGCCUUCACCCUCAAGACCUCCACGUCCCUUGUGCGUCACGCGUAUCUCCAGGCCAUGAUCGGAGCUUUCAAAGGCGACGCUCUCAAUCAGGCGGUGGACUUCCUGCCUCUCCUCAUCCAGACUGUGGAGAAAGCUGCUGCCCAGAAUACCCAGCAUGCUCUGCUGUCUGAAGGCGUGGCCGCCUCUGUGCUGCUCUGUCGGCUGUCUGUGCUGGACUCUGUGCCCGAAGCGAAGCUGGCGUCCUUCUGGAACCUGAUACUGGAUGAAAAGAAACCUCUGUUCACUACCGAGAAGUUCCUCUCUCAGGCCAGCGAAGAAGCUCUGUGCACCGUCCUGCUGCUGUGUGAAAGACUGUUCCUGGAUCAGCCACAAAGACUCAACAACAGCAAGUCUCAGAUGUACCAUCAGGCCACAGUGAUGGCGCUGCUGUCCCGUCUGUGGCGUGUGCGUAAGCGUGCUCAGCAGGCCGUGAAGAAACUCCUGUCCUCACUGGGCGGCUCCAGUCUGGCCCACGGCCUUCUGGGAGAACUGCGUGUCGUCAUCAACAAACACAAGAUUCUGCCGUCAGAUGUCGUUUAUAUGGAGACGGGCGAGCUUACAGAGAUCGGCCGCUCUUAUGUCGCCCCGCGGAUCCUGCUGGACGCUCUGAGCGUGAUCUGCUCUGUGGCGGCCCAGUGGAACGACCCGGCGGAGACUGAGAAACUGGCCCUGGAUAUUCUCAUCGUUAUCCAUCAUCCGUCCAUCGUGGCCGUCAGGUCUGAGAUGUGGCCUUCUCUGCUCUCCACGAUGAAGCUGGACGCUGCUGAAUUCAUCGACAAACACCUGGAGAUGAUUCUGCCUCGCCUGCUAGAAGCCAACACAGACAAUCAGGCCGUUCAGAAUGCUGUCGGUUCUCUGUCGCUUCUGUCUCCCACCAGACUGCUGCCGCGUGUCAUGGAUCACGUGACCCAGCGCUUGUCCAAUCCGGCGCUGAGGCAGGUGACGUGUCAGGAGUAUGCCAUCAUGCAAACGCCGGAGGGAGAACUUUACGACAGGAGCAUCAUUAUGAGCGCUCAGCAGGAGAGCACAAAGAAGGGCAACAUGAAAAGAGAGAAUAAGGCGUAUUCCUUCAAAGAGCAGAUCAUUGAACUGGAGCUUCAAGAGGAGAUCAAGAAGAAGAAAGGCAUCAAAGAGGAGAUCCAGCUGACCAGCAAGCAGAAGGAGAUGAUGCAGAACCAGCUGGAGAAAGAGUCUGGCAUCCGCAAGCGUUUGCAGGAGCUGGACGUGGAGCUGCAGUGUGCGGUCAGUCUGCUGGAGGCGGCUCUGGCCCGUCGUCCUCCGCUGAUCUGGAUGCAUCUGCCUGGAGUCCUGCAGGCUGUUCUGCCCCUCCUUCGGUCUCCUCUGGCUGCUCCCUGCGUCAAACAGGUCUUCCUGCACAUUGGCGUCACUCUCAUGCCUAAAGAACUGCACUACCUGGCGGUUCUCGUGGGUCAUGUGACCUUGCGUCAGCUGAAGCCAGAGUGUGAUUUGGAUCCUGCCUGGGCUCAAGAAGAUCUGAACACAGCGACACAACGAACCAUCUCACUGCUGCACACAAACACGGCACCUCAGAGAGACGGCAAGACCGGAUCAGGUGCAUUUGUCCUGUCAGCGCCUGCGUUCUCCUUCUGUUUCCCGCUGCUGCAGGCGGUGUUGAGUCAGAGCAGCGGAUCCUCAGAGGAGAGCGAGCUCAUGAUGACCCGCGCGCUACAGGUCAUCAACACACACGCGCAACUACGGGCCAAAUCCAACGACACGCUUGCAGACAAGAACGGCCCAGAGCUGCUGCCCAGAGUCAGUAUGCUGCUGCUCUUGACCAAAGUGAUCGGCACGUCCACCCCUCGUCUUCAGGUAGAGACUCACAUCCAGAUCACGCUCGCCGAACAGCCUGAGAUUGACGCUCUGCUGGAGGCUUUACUGUCUCCGUGCUUCUCUGUCAGAGACGCUGCGCUCAGGGGUCUGCUGGAGAUGGAGUUGGCGUUACCCACUGACGGCGCUGACGCCAACGGUCUGAAGAUGCUGAGGAGACUGUGGGUGGCCAAAUUUGAUGUGGAGGAGGAGGGCAGAGCUCUGGCAGAGAACUGCUUUCCAAACUCAGAACAACACAACAACACAAGUUCGUUUGAAAACGUGGAUCUGAUAAAUGGUUCAUCAGUUGGACUCCAGUGCGGUGCUCUGUUUGCGUUUGAGAUGCUGUGCAACAUGCUGGGGAAGUUGUUUGAGCCGUACGUGGUUCACGUCCUUCCUCACCUGCUGCUCUGUUUUGGUGAUGGGAACCAGUACGUCAGAGAGGCGGCGGAUGACUGCGCUAAGGCUGUGAUGAGGAAUCUGAGCGCUCACGGCGUGAAGCUGGUGCUGCCGUCUCUGCUGGUGGCUCUGGAGGAGGAGUCCUGGAGAACCAAAGCAGGGUCGGUGGAGUUGUUGGGUGCGAUGGCGUACUGCGCUCCUAAGCAGCUGUCCUCGUGUCUGCCGAACAUCGUUCCCAAACUGACGGAGGUUUUGACCGACUCUCAUGUGAAAGUGCAGAAAGCUGGUCAGCAAGCGCUCCGACAGAUCGGCUCUGUCAUCCGCAAUCCUGAGAUCCUGGCGAUCACCCCCAUCCUGCUGGACGCUUUGACCGACCCGUCUCAUAAGACGCAGCACUGCCUGCAAACGCUGCUGGACACAAAGUUUGUGCACUUCAUCGACGCUCCGUCUCUGGCUCUGAUCAUGCCCAUCGUCCAGAGAGCGUUUCAGGACCGUUCCACCGACACACGCAAGAUGGCUGCGCAGAUCAUCGGAAACAUGUACUCUCUCACUGAUCAGAAGGAUCUGUCUCCGUAUCUGCCCAGCGUGGUUCCAGGACUCAAAGCGUCUCUGUUGGACCCUGUGCCCGAGGUGCGGACCGUGUCAGCUAAGGCUCUGGGUGCUAUGGUGAAGGGAAUGGGUGAGUCCUGCUUCGACGAUCUGCUGCCAUGGCUCAUGGAGACGCUGGCGUCGGAGCAGAGCUCUGUGGACCGAUCCGGCGCCGCUCAAGGUCUGGCUGAGGUGAUGGCAGCGUUAGGUGUGGAGAAGCUGGAUAAACUGAUGCCAGACGUGGUUCAGACGGCCAGUAAGGUGGACAUCGCCUCUCACGUCCGAGACGGAUACAUCAUGAUGUUCAUCUACCUCCCUCUGACCUUUGGAGAAAAAUUCACCCCGUAUGUGGGUCCCAUCCUUCCCUGCAUCCUCAAGGCUCUGGCCGAUGAGAACGAGUACGUGCGAGACACGGCCCUGCGCGCCGGCCAGCGCAUCAUCAGCAUGUACGCCGAGACGGCCAUCGCUCUACUGCUGCCAGAGCUGGAGCAGGGCCUGUUUGACAACCUCUGGAGGAUCAGAUUCAGCUCGGUGCAGUUGCUAGGCGACCUGCUGUUCCAUAUCUCCGGGGUAACAGGAAAGAUGACAACAGAGACGGCAUCAGAGGAUGACAAUUUUGGCACGGCCCAGUCGAAUAAGGCCAUCAUUGGAGCGCUGGGUGCAGAGAGACGCAACCGUGUGCUUUCUGGGCUCUACAUGGGCCGCUCAGACAUACAGCUGGUGGUCAGACAGGCGUCUCUUCACGUGUGGAAGAUCGUGGUGUCGAACACGCCGCGAACGCUACGAGAAAUCCUGCCCACUCUCUUCACGCUGCUGCUGGGCUUCCUGGCCUCCACCUGCCCAGACAAGAGAACGAUCGCCGCUCGUACUUUAGGUGACCUGGUGAAGAAACUGGGUGAGAAGAUCCUGCCUGAAAUCAUUCCCAUCCUGGAGGAGGGUCUGCGCUCAGAUAAGAGCGACGAGAGGCAGGGCGUGUGUAUCGGCCUCAGCGAGAUCAUGAAGUCCACCAGCAAAGAAGCAGUUCUGGUGUUCUCCGAGUCUCUGGUUCCCACUGUGCGUAAGGCCCUGUGUGAUCCUCUGGAGGAGGUUCGUGAAGCGGCUGCCAAAACCUUCGAGCAGCUCCACACCACCAUCGGUCACCAGGCCCUCGACGACAUCCUGCCUAUGCUGCUCAAACAACUGGAUGAUGACGAGACGUCAGAGUUUGCUUUGGAUGGAUUGAAGCAGGUGAUGGCUGUGAAGAGUCGAUCUGUCCUGCCUUACCUGGUGCCUAAGCUGACGGCUCCUCCUGUAAACACGCGUGUCCUUGCCUUCCUGUCUGCGGUGGCGGGAGACGCUCUGACGCGACACCUCGGUGUGAUUUUACCCGCUCUGCUCUCCUCUCUCAAAAACAAGCUAGGCUCAGAGGAGUGCCUGCAGGAGCUGAGCAACUGUCAGACUGUGGUCCUCUCGGUGGAGGAUGAAGUGGGCCAGAGAAUCAUCAUUGAGGAUCUGCUGGAGGCCACGCGAGGAGCAGACGCUGGGCUGAGACAGGCGUCUGUCACCAUCCUCCACGGGUACUUCUCCCGAACACGGCUGGACUACAGCGCUCACACGCGCAGGCUGCUGUCUGGCCUCAUGCGGCUCAUGAACGACCCCAACCCUGAGGUGCUCAACCAGAGCUGGGACACCAUCAACUCCAUCACAAAGAAACUGGAUGCUGGCAGUCAGCUGUCCCUUAUUGAUGACCUGCACAGGGACAUCCGCUCUGCUGCCGCUGAUGUCAAAGGUCAACACUUACCUGGCUUCUGUCUGCCCAAGAAGUUGGAGAUGGUCAACAUCACCGGACCGCUCAUCCGUAUCCUAGGAGACCGUUUCGCUUGGACUGUGAAGACGGCUCUGCUGGAGACGCUCACUCUGCUGCUGGCCAAAGUGGGCAUCGCUCUGAAACCCUUCCUGCCGCAGCUCCAGACCACCUUCCUGAAGGCCCUCCAGGACUCCAGCCGGGCCGUGAGGCUGCGGGCGGCAGAGUCUCUGGGUCAGCUGGUCUCCAUACACUCUAAAGUAGAUCCACUGUUCACUGAACAACUGUCGGCCAUACACAACGCAGAGGAUUCUGGAGUCAGGGAGACGAUGUUACAGGCCCUGCGCUUCGUCAUCCAGGGUGCAGGGGCAAAGGUCGACCCCUCCAUCAGGAAGAACAUCACCACCACACUGCUGGGCAUGCUGGGACAUGAUGAGGAUGCCACAAGAAUGGCCUCAGCAGGCUGUGUUGGCGAGCUGUGUGCCUUCCUGUCAGAAGAGGAGCUCAAGAGUGUGUUACAGCAGCAUGUCCUCGCGGAUGUGUCUGGUGUGGACUGGAUGGUGCGUCACGGCCGUAGUUUGGCUCUGGCUAUCGCAGUGAAGUCCGCUCCUGAUCAGCUAUGUUCGGAGGAGUACAGCUCGUCUGUGCUGGAGGCCGUCUUAUCUAGUGCCACCGCAGACAGAAUCCCCAUCGCCUGCAGCGGCAUCAGAGGCAUGGGUUACCUGAUGAGACACCAGCUCCACACAGGAGGACCGGAGAGCAUCUCGCCCCGAGUCAUCACACAGUUCGUCAAGUGUCUGCAGAACCAGUCGAGUGACAUUCGUCUGGUGACGGAGCGCGUGCUGUGGUGGGUGUGUAAGGAGGCGGAGACUCCCGCGCUGGAGCCCAAUCUGGUCAAACCGGUCAUCAAAGCCCUGCUGGACAACACCAAGGACAAGAACACCAGCGUCCGAGCGCAGAGCGAACACACGCUCGUCAGCCUGCUGCAGCUGCGCCGGGGAGAAGACGGCAUGCAGAGCAUCAGUGCGAUCCUGGACUCGGCCAGUAACGAGCUGCUGUCAGAAUGUUACCGCAGAUCCUUGAAGAAGAUCUCCAGCCUUCCCGACUCCAACGAAGAGAUCGAUGACACCAUCCUGACAUGAUGGACAGCCUCAGCUGCUCUGAAUCCAGUGCUGUAGCCGCUGAUGUUCUCCGAGAUCCUGCAUCAGUCAGUCCUACACACACACACACUCUCCUCACUAGCUUUGACUCUUCAUGUCAUCUACACCACAAGGAAAGCCUGGGAAAGUAUAUAUUGUGCUGAGCCACUGAAAUCAUCAUCUAAAAGCUGCAUUUUCCUCAAUUGGCUGUUAAUUUGUAAAUGUAUAUUUUUCGUUUGGUUUUCUUCUGAAAGAUGAAGUAUUAAUUUGUGCCAAUUCUUUUCCAGCACUGAUGUUCUGCUGCCCUUUUAUAUUUCGUUUGGAUGGUGAGCAGUUUCUCGCUGUUGUGAUUGAUUUCUCUCUGUGUGUGUGAGAGACACGUGAGCCAUUAACAACCCAAAGGAUGUGAUGCUGAUUUUUCCAGUUAGCACUGUGUCCACUAAUAAUGGUUGUAUGAAUAAAUAGAAAAUGAAAACUUUGAUUUAAUAAACGGUUUGACUUAAAGAAAUUACAUUUAUGUUUGUUU